AUCAGGUCCACGUUAUAUCCUUCUGCUCUUUGUAAAAGGAACGGCGUCGGAGCUUCCUUAUCGGUUCUCCUAACAGCAAUGUAGACAUAACUUUAUAUAAAUAAUAGUACGUUUUAUUUUCCAGUGAAAACUAUCAGACUUGCCAGGUUGACUAGUUAUUUUUUUACCGUCAAGAUCCAGAAUGAGACGUAUAACACAUGAGAUACUAGGCCUUCUAUCAAAAGAGAAGAGGGCAGACUGGAGUGAACAAGAAAUGCCAGCCCAGCUGCUGCUUUCUGAUAGAAUAUACCCAUCAGGUCUAGAGGGCCAUGUUCACCCAAGACAGUAUGCAGAACCAGCGAGAAGAAGUCAGUGGAUGGAAGGUGAAGAACCAGCAAAAAGAAGUCAGUGGAUGGAGGGUGAAGAAACAGUGAGAAGAAGUCAGUGGAUGGAAGGUGAAGAACCAGUGAGAAGAAGUCAGUGGAUGGAAGGUGAAGAACCAGAAAGAAGACCUCAGUGGAUGAGGAGUGGAAAACAAUGCUUGAGGCAAUGUGACUACACCAUUGAGAGGAGUGGCUAUUGCCUGGGUACAGCCAGAGAGUCUUACAGUGAACGUAUAACCAGAGAGCCCUACAGUGAACGUAUAACCAGAGAGCCCUACAGUGAACUUUUAGCCAGAAAGACACACAGUGAACACAUAACUAAAGAACCCUACAGUGAACAUUUAGCCAGAGAGACACACAGUGAACCUAUAACCAGAGAGACACACAGUGAAAAUGUAACUAAAGAGCCCUACAGUGGACAUUUAGCUAGGGAGACACACAGUGAAUAUAUAACUAGAGAACCUUACAGUGAACAUUUAGCCAGAGAGACACACAGUGAACAUGUGACUAAAGAACCCUACAGUGAACAUUUAGCCAGGGAGACACACAGUGAACAUGUGAUUAAAGAACCCUACAGUGAACAUUUAGCCAGAGAGACACACAGUGAACCUAUAACCAGAGAGACACACAGUGAACAUGUAACUAAAGAACCCUACAGUGAACAUUUAGCUAGAGAGACACACAGUGACUAUAUAACUAGAGAAACUUACAGUGAACAUUUAGCCAGAGAGACACACAGUGAACAUGUGAUUAAAGAACCCUACAGUGAACAUUUAGCUAGAGUGACACACCGUGAAUAUGUAACUAAAGAACCCUUCAGUGAACAUUUAGCCAGGGAGACACACAGUGAACAUGUGACUAAAGAACCCUACAGUGAACAUUUAGCCAGGGAGACACACAGUGAACAUGUGAUUAAAGAACCCUACAGUGAACAUUUAGCUAGAGAGACACAAAGUGAAUAUAUAUCUAGAGAACCCUACAGUGAACUUUUGGCCAGAGAGCCCUACGAUAAACAAAUACUCAGAGACAAACCCAGUGAACAUCUAGUGAGCGAGCCCUAUGGUAAACAAAUAGCCAGAGACACAUACAGUGAACGUUUAGUUAGAGAGCCCUACAGCAAAGAAAUAGCCAGAGACACAUACAGUGAACAUCUAGUUAGAGAGUCCUACAAUGAACAAAUUGCCAGAGAGCACUACAGUAAACAUAUAGCUAGAGAGCCCAACAGUGAAAUUAUUGCCCGAGAGCCCUACAGUAAACAAAUAGCCAGAGAGACACACAGUGAACAAAUAACUACAGAACCUUACAGUGAACGUUUAGCCAGAGAGACAAAGAGUGAACAUGGGUCCAGUGAGCAACACAGUGAACAUAUUGCCAGAGAGCCCUACUGUAAACAAAUAGCCAGAGAGCCACACAGUGAAUAUAUAGCCAGAGAGCAUUACAGUAAACAUAUUGCCAGUGAGCCAUACAGUUUACAUGGGUCCAGUGAGCAACACAGUGAACAUAAGGCCAGAGAGCCUUAUGGUCAGUACACCAACAAAGGGAGGAGUAGAGAGGAUUGGGAGAAAUUAGUUGCUUCCUCUGCUAGGAGCUACAGAAUGGACCCAUUGUUCAGAGACUGGAGCAGAGGCACAUUGAGAGAGAGUCACAAACCCCUUUUCUCAGACACGGAUAAUGAUGUAGAUGGAGAUAAUGUGGAGCCAAGUCUGGAGGACCUGGAGCUCCUUCGUAAGAAGAUGGAACUGGAGAUCAUACAGGAACAGAUAGCCCGCAAGAAAGCAGCACAGGAAACCAUAGAGCAUGAACAGCUGACCAUACGGAAACGCCAGUCGGAUCUUGAUGUUUCGACUGAGAAUAAUGUUAAGGUUAAGAAAGAGACACUUAAAGACAGGGUGAAUUUCAUUCUGCGAAAGCGGGCAUGGACCAAUGAAUGUCGCUCGAAGGAGUCUGCAGACCAGCAAGUCCCUUCCAAGUUUGAGUUGCACUCUCCUAAAGUGGUGAAAAGCUUUUUGGAAAGAAUGAAUGAAUCCAUCCUGCCUAAAGGGGGCAAAGACAUAGAUUACCUCACCCUGGACGUGUCGGAAGAGGAUCAUCCCCUGAAACUGAAAGUGGAAGCUUUAAUGGAGCAUCGAUGUAAUCUAAAGGUGAAUAAAAAGGACACAGAAACCACAGGCUUCCAGCGCUUCCUUAAUGUCCUCAACAAAGGGGUGGACAUCGACAAACUCUCAAGCAUUGUUAACGAUGUCAGUGAUUUAACCUCUGUGGGAAAAGACCUUCCACGCGGUCCUCUGAUAACAUGUGAUGGUCAGCCUGAGACCACCUCCAAGGUGACCCCUUGCAAAAGGCGCUCCCGGUUUGAUGAGUUUCCACCAGGUUUCCAGUAUGUGGUCUGUAGUCAACCCACUCUGAUCCAGGGUCCUAUUAAUGUACUUGGGAAUCCGUUUGGGAGUCUAUUGAGUGAAGUGGUGCCAACAGGUUUACCUGAGGAUUGUCUGAGAUCCAAGAUCCAAGAUGGAGCCCCACCAGAGAACUCACAAAGUGGCGAAAAGAUCAGGCAACCUAGACUGGAGGAAACCCAAGCUAAAACAAAUGACGAUGAUAGACAAAAAAGCAAAACUUCUCGAUCUUCAGAGGAGACGAAAGAAGAGAGGCAUAAGUAUCCUGUUGAGGAGAAGAGGAAAAGGAGGCAUACAUCUCCUUCUGUUGAGGAGAAGAAGAAAGAGAGGUAUACGUUUACUCUAGAGAAGAAGAAAGGGAGGUAUAGUUCUCCUGUAGAGGAGAACAAGAAAGUGAGGCAUAAGUCUCCUUUGGAGAAGAGUAAAGAUGGGUAUAGGUCUUCUUCUGUAGAGAAGAGAAAAGGGAGGAAUAAGUCUUCUAUUGAGGAGAAGAAAGAGAGGCUUAAGUCACCUUUGGUAGAGGAGAAGAGGAGAGUGAGGCAUAAGUCACCUUCUGUAGAGGAGAAGAGGAGAGUGAGGCAUAAGUCACCUUCUGUAGAGGAGAAGAGGAGAGUGAGGCAUAAGUCACCUUCUGUAGAGGAGAAGAGGAGAGUGAGGCAUGAGUCACCUUCUGUAGAGGAGAAGAGGGGAGUGAGGCACAAGUCACCUUCUGUAGAGGAGAAGAGGAGAGUGAGGCAUGAGUCACCUUCUGUAGAGGAGAAGAGGAGAGUGAGGCAUAAGUCACCUUCUGUAGAGGAGAAGAGGAGAGUGAGGCAUGAGUCACCUUCUGUAGAGGAGAAGAGGAGAGUGAGGCAUAAGUCACCUUCUGUAGAGGAGAAGAGGAGAGUGAGGCAUAAAUCACCUUCUGUAGAGGAGAAGCGGAGAGUGAGGCAUAAGUCACCUUCUGUAGAGGAGAAGAGGAGAGUGAGGCAUAAGUCACCUUCUGUAGAGGAGAAGAGGAGAGUGAGGCAUAAGUCACCUUCUGUAGAGGAGAAGAGGAGAGUGAGGCAUAAGUCACCUUCUGUAGAGGAGAAGAGGAGAGUGAGGCAUGAGUCACCUUCUGUAGAGGAGAAGAGGAGAGUGAGGCAUAAGUCACCUUCUGUAGAGGAGAAGAGGAGAGUGAGGCAUAAGUCACCUUCUGUAGAGGAGAAGAGGAGAGUGAGGCAUGAGUCACCUUCUGUAGAGGAGAAGAGGAGAGUGAGGCAUGAGUCACCUUCUGUAGAGGAGAAGAGGAGAGUGAGGCAUAAGUCACCUUCUGUAGAGGAGAAGAGGAGAGUGAGGCAUAAGUCAACAUCUCCAUCUAAUGAGAAGAAAAAGGAAUCAAGGCUGGAGGAUGAGCAGAAGUACAGCCAGGUACAGAGCCUUUUGCAGAUGAUUGGGUGGAAUAUGAGUGUGGAGGAGUUGGGUCGACUGACAGACAGGACCCAGGAGAGGCUGUAUGGUGUUAAGAGAGAGCAGGAGAGGAAGGACAAGGACAUGGAGAUAGGCCCCUCACUAAAGGCUGACCGGAAUAGUGAGAAGGAGAAAGAAGAAAUCAAGAUGAAGACUGUGAAAGAGAUGAGGAAUAUGAAAACGGUGAGCAAGUUAAAGACAGUGAAAGAGGUAAGCAAGAUGAAGACGGUGAAAGAAGAGAGCAAGAUGAAGACGGGAAAAGGGGUUGGCAAGAUGAUGACGGUGAAAAUGAAGAACAUAAGAAAGAUUGUCAAAACGAACAGCAUGAUGCAGAAAGAAGAGAGCACAAAAAGGGAUGAGGUGAAUGAGAAGGAGAAAGCAUGCUUUCUCAAACAACAAAGGAGUUCCUCCUCAUCAGAUAGCUUGAGUUCUAAACUCUCUACUUACAGAGGCCGAUCCUCUAGUAACAGCGACAUGCACAGAGAGAGAGACAGGACCAGCUCUGAGAGAAACACAGACAGAAACAAACACUUUCUCAUCCGAGGCAUAGAUAGGCAACUUUGUACCAGAUACCAAUACGAGAGGGUCCAGAACAGAGCCAGUUAUGAGAGGGUACAGGGCAGAGCCAGUUAUGAGAGGGACCAAAAUAGAGAGAUAGGGGGAAAGCUACUGGACAGCUGGUUUGGGUCCCAACAGAGCUUAAUUUACCCAUUCUCAAAUGACCCUACACGUCCUCAAGCAUCUGUGAUGACAACCUACUCAACACAGUACUCUCAGCACAUGGGACCACAAUGCAGCCCACUGGCCAGUGAUUUGCCUCCAGGACAGGGUUAUCCUCCUGGUAUUAUGCCCCCUGUUGUCAUGCCCCCUGGUAACAUGCCCUCUGGUAUGAUGCCACCUGGUAGCAUGACCUCUGGUAUGAUGCCACCUGGUAGCAUGACCCCUGGUAUGAUGCCACCUGGUAGCAUGACCCCUGGUAUGAUGCCACCUGGUAGCAUGACCCCUGGUAUGAUGCCUCCUGGUUACAUGCCCCCUGGUAUAAUGCCCCCUGGUAACAUCGGGCAUGUUGCCAUGUGGUAUAAUGCCAUGUGGUAACGUGCCCUCUGGUAUGAAGCCCCCUUGUAACAUGCCCCAUGGUAUAAUGCUAUAAUAGGACCCCCUUAUCAGACAUACAUCAAGGACCCCCUCACCAGACAUACACCAAUGACCCUCUCACCAGACACCAAGGAGCCCCUCACCAGACAUACACCAAUGACCCUCUCACCAGACACCAAGGAGCCCCUCACCAGACACCAAGGAGCCCCUCACCAGAUAUGAAGGGCCGCCUCACCAGACACCAAGGAGCCCCUCACCAGACAUAAAGGACCGCCUCACCAGACACCAAGGAGCCCCUCACCAGACAUGAAGGACCGCCUGACCAGACGCCAAGGAGCCCCUCACCAGACAUGAAGGACCGCCUCACCAGACACUAAGGAGCCCUUCACCAGGCACCAAGGAGCCCCUCACCAGAUAUGAAGGGCCGCCUCACCAGACACCAAGGAGUCCCUCACCAGACAUGAAGGACUGCCUCACCAGACACCAUGGAGGCCCUCACCAGACAUGAAGGACCGCCUCACCAGACAACAAGGAGCCCUUCACCAGACACCAAGGAGCCCCUCACCAGACAACAAGGAGCCCUUCACCAGACACCAAGGACCGCCUCACCAGACAACAAGGAGUCCCUCACCAGACACCAAGGAGCCCCUCACCAGACAUGAAGGAGCGCCUCACCAGACACCAGGAGACAUGGAGGCAUGAAAUGACAGAUGAUGAGAAUUAGGCAAAAUGAAAAAGCUUGGAGAGUUCAACAUUAAGGUGAAGCAGUACUUGAACCAUGUAGAAAAAUUCCCAGAACAAACUUGAUGUGACACAGUCCACAAUGACUAUUGGGAACUACUUCCAGAACCACUGGUGAAGAUCAAAUUCAACGUUUUCAGCUGAUCUUCACAGUUCCUCAUGACCUUCCCCUCUAAUCUGAAUCAUACAGACCCAAUGGACUUCCACGGCCAAACCUGCAGAUCCAAUAUAUUGUACAUUCUUCAUUUCAGAAUGAUAUUUAUGCAGUGACAUUGCAUUAUACAUGAAAAACAAUUAUUUGUAUUUUGGAUUUAUGAAGUCAGGCCUUGUGAGCCUUUAUUUUCAUUGUACAGUAUGUCCAGGUUUUAAACAUGCUUCUGUUUAUAUAGGCCCUGUCCCUUUUCACUUUGUAUAUAUUUUACUGAAUA
Molecule: messenger RNA, 6450 nt
Organism: Esox lucius (northern pike)
Lineage: Eukaryota; Metazoa; Chordata; Actinopteri; Esociformes; Esocidae
Product: titin homolog
Exons: 5
Coding region: 182-5281 (1699 amino acids)
Source: RefSeq, a predicted model, not a curated record